This is a messenger RNA of Nicotiana attenuata, 1676 nucleotides long. RefSeq lists its product as uncharacterized. The transcript is spliced from 3 exons. The record is from RefSeq and is a predicted model, not a curated record. NCBI's taxonomy places the organism in Eukaryota, Viridiplantae, Streptophyta, Magnoliopsida, Solanales, Solanaceae. Bases 248 to 1297 code for a protein of 349 amino acids.
GAAGAGUCAUAAAUAAAAAUCACAAUUAGCCUUUAGCCAUCAUCAUCCUUGUUCACUCUCUCUUCACAUUUUUUUUUCCUCAACGAGAUCGGCAACGCAAUCUACCAGAUCUGACACCCUUUUCAUCAUUCUCGCCCCCUAUUUCUCGUAUGCGGCACAUAAUUCAUCUACUAUUGAAUCUGAAUGUGUAGAUUGUUAGUUUCUUGGAUUUAUUUAUUUAUUUAUUAAUUUAUUGGAUUUUUGGGUUAUGGAAAGGAGAGUGAACGGAGGAGGGGAUUAUAGUCAUAAUAAUCUGACAUCCUCUUCAAGUUAUAUACAACACCCAGUUUCCAAAUUCGAUACCCUUGCUGGUGUUGCUAUCAGAUAUGGCGUUGAGGUGGCUGAUAUUAAAAGGAUAAAUGGCCUGGUAUCAGAUCUCCAAAUGUUUGCCCUGAAAACACUUCAUAUACCGUUACCUGGGAGGCAUCCCCCAUCUCCAGUCUUAUCAAAUGGUCAAGACACACAAGGACCUAGUUGCUCUGAGCAGACCUCUUCAAGCCGUCGACACUCUGAUUUUUUCGAUUCGUUUCAGUCCCUGAAACUGAAAUCCUCUCCCCAGUCAAAAGUUUCGCCAGCCAUGAGCAGCUUACAAGGUUAUUAUGGGCUUAAACCACCAGAUCAGAAACGUGCAUCUGAAGGAUUUGAAAUGGCAGAGUAUCGAAAGGGAGGAUCACAUUAUCUGGAAGACGGCCCAUUUGUCAAAUCCUCUCCUCUUUCAAAUCCACCACUUAGUCUGCGGAGAAAAUCUAAAAGUGUAGCUAAUGGUUUUAUGUCAGAGAAUGGAGUUCCUGCCAAUCAUCUAUCUACACAAGACAGCAGAGACAAUGGUUCAGAUAGAUGGUUUGAGAAAUUAGUGAGAAGGCGUCAAAAGUCGGAGACUGAUUUCACACGUACCCCAGAAAUGCUGUUGAAGGAAGAUAACAGCAACAGUGGCUGGUUUUCAGCUGUUGGCGGCAAGGGCUUAGCUUUGAGACCCAAGUCAGCUAAUCGAACUCUCUCUGGAGCGGAUGCUGAAGCAAGUUCAAUAAGUCCUAUUCCUUUUGGCUUGGGGGAUUCUUUCCUAAAUGACAGUGCAUCCGUAGUUAGGAAGUCAUCAAGUACAUCAAAUUUGCAGGAUUCAGAUAGCGGUACAUUGUCUUCCCUGUGGAAUUUGAAGCCAGAUUUUCAAGCAAUUUCUACUGCAGCCAUUACUAAGCCAAUCUUUGAUGGUCUACCUAAACCAAUUACAGGUCGAAGAAACAAGACUGCGCUCGAUUAGCUUAUUCUUUCUACAUAACCUUUUUACAAGUUCCUUUCUUAAAUACUUUAGACGGAGCAUCCUCCGGUGAAGUGGUAACUGGAGAGCUGAAGAUAGAAGCAAACACUUUGGUCUUCUCAUGGUUAUAUAAGCUUCCUUUGGUUUAUCAAUUUUGAUUGGCGCAAGUUCAAAGUUGAACUGGUCUCAGAAGUUGAAGAGUUAUAGCAGCAACGUUUAUAAUCAAAUUUUGCUAUAGCGUGUUGAUUCAUUGUGCAAAUUGUGACUCACAGCAUAUGUAUAUUAGGCAUUUAAGUUCAUUGAUCUGAAAUGGAGAGAAAGGAUAUUGUUCAUACCUAUAUUAUAUUAAAAUAUAUAAUUAUUUGACAUGGUUUGUGUUUUA